AUGGCCGAGCUGCUGUUGGGCGCUUGCCUUACGGUGCUGUUCGAUAGAUUGGCCUCUCGUGAGCUGCUCGACUUUGCCCGGCGUGAGGAGCUCCAUUCCCUGUUCAAGAGGUGGGAGAAGACCCUUCAGGACAUUCAAAUUGUGCUGGAAGAUGCCGAGGACCGAGCCAUGGGUGGAGAGAGCCGAGUCACCCCUUGGCUCGACGACCUCAAGGACUUGGCUUAUGAUAUGGAGGACCUGCUCGACGAGUUCGCCACCACGGAGGCGCUGCGCAGCAGCUCGAUGCCCUCCGAUAAGUCUGGUGCCUCUUCGAACAAGUUGUGCAAACUUUUCCUCCCUAGCUGUUGCGCUUCUUUCCUGAGCCCCAGAAGGCUCAUGUUCGACCACAAGAUGAGAUCUAAGGUGGAAGAGAUUGAUGGUAGAUUGGCUGACAUCAUGCGCCGAAAGGAAACUCUCGGCUUGAGGGAGGGUGUUGGGGGGAGGAUUCCAGGAACUAGCCAUCAGAGAAGGUUACCCAGUACUUCUUUGGCGGAGCCCUUUCUUUUCGGGAGGGAUGCUGACAUAAAGGCUAUCCUGAACUUGGUGAUGCCUGAAAGGAGGGAUGUCUUGGUGAUUCCCAUCGUCGGGAUGGGAGGGGUAGGCAAGACGACUGUUGCUCAAUCAGUCUAUAAUGAUGAGAUCGUCGGACAAUCCUUCCUUGUGAGAGUGUGGGCCUGUGUCUCCGAUGAGUUUGACGUGUUGGCUAUAACAAGGACGAUAUUCUUGCAGUUAGUGGGUGGGGCUCAUGAGGGAAAGGAUUUGAAUGCCCUGCAAGUUGAACUCCAGAGAUGCCUCUCGGGAAAGAAAUUCCUCAUUGUUUUGGACGAUGUGUGGAACGAGGAUUACGAGAGCUGGACUCUGCUUCGAAGGCCGUUCGAGUCCGGCGGAGUGAAAGGUAGCAAGAUCAUCGUCACGACUCGAAGCCAGUCUGUAGCAUCCAUCAUGAAGAGCAGGACCGGCCCAGUGUAUCCAUUAGGUACGCUAUCACAUGGUGAUUGUCUGGCUUUACUUGCUUACCAUGCGCUUGGUAUGGUCAACUUCGAUGAUCACCCUUAUCUGAAGCUCGCGGGCGAGAGGAUAGUCGAAAAGUGUGGAGGCUUGCCUCUGGCAGCAAAGACUUUAGGGGGUGUCCUACGAUCAGAAUAUGAACCCAGCCAGUGGAUAGACAUAGCAGAGAGUAAGAUUUGGGAUCUUCCAAAGACAAAAGGUGUUCCCCAGGCUUUGAACCUCAGCUACAUUUAUCUGCCCAAGGUCUUGAAGCGAUGCUUUGUGUACACUGCUGUAUUCCCCAAGGACUAUGAAUUCACCAAGGAUGAUUUGAUCUCGUUGUGGAUGGCUGAGGGUCUUCUGGGGAGGCCACAUCAAGAGGGGAGCAUGCGAGAUUUUGGCGCAAAAUAUUUCCAUGAACUAUUGAGUAGAUCAUUCUUUCAACCAUCCGGUCGAGGGAAAUCGUUGUGUGUGAUGCAUGAUCUCUUGAACGACCUAGCAACAUCGAUUGCGGGUAACUCCUGCUUAAGUUUAGGGGAAGAUGGGUUGGCCUCUCACAAAGAGAAGACAAGUCUCGAAAAGGUAAGGCACUUGUCACUUAUUCCCCACCGUGAAGAAGUAUCAGGCAGGUUUGAAGGGUUUCCUUGCUUAAGGAGAUUGCGAACCUUCAUAGCACUAAAAUCUUUUCUGAAUAAUCAUGUCGCUGACAAGGUGAUAGAUGAUGUGCUUCGACACCAAAAGCAUUUAAGGGCACUUUCUUUAUGUCGUUACCAAAUUAAAGAAGUGCCCAACUGCAUUGGGACGUUGAGGCAAUUACGUUAUCUUAAUCUUUCGGGAAGUCGUAUAGAAUUCCUUCCUAGUUCGCUGUCUACUCUUUACAACUUAGAGACCUUGAUAUUGAAAGGGUGCUCUGAAUUGGUGGAACUGCCGAGCUGGAUCAACAAGCUAAUUAACCUGAGGUGUGUCGAUGUCAGCGGAACCAGGUCUUUGAGGAAGAUGCCAAGAGGGAUAGGCGAUUUGUUUAAGCUGGAGAUACUGCCAAAAUUCAUUGUUGGGGGAAACAAUGGGCCGAAGCUUAAAGAAUUGAAAGACCUACGGUUUCUUCAAGAGGAGCUCACCAUUCAAGGUUUGUGCAAUGCAGCAGAAGUCGGAGACGCCAGAGACGCUGCUUUGGAUGCCAAGCCAGGGUUGACUUCCCUGAUGUUAAGCUGGGAGCUGGAGGAUGGCCUCGGUAGUGCCGGAGAUGCGGCAAGUCAAAUGCAGGUCCUCGAUUGGCUUCAACCUCACACUAAAAUAAAGAAUCUUGAGAUUGAAGGUUAUGGAGGUACGAUGUUUCCAUCUUGGAUUGGAGGUUUCUCAUUUGUCCAUUUAGAGCGUGUGACAUUGCGUAAUUGCAGAAAAACUGAGACUUUACCAUCGCUGGGGUUGCUACCUUCGCUGAAAGAAGUAACAGUUCAAGGCAUGGAUGCAGUGUGUGCCGUGGGACCAGAAUUUUAUGGAUAUACCGCGAAGCCUUUUCCAUCUUUAGAGACUCUGGCUUUUGCUCAUAUGCACGCAUGGGUGCAAUGGUCUUUCUCGACUGGCAGUGAGUGGGAAAAGGGUCCAUUCCCACAGCUUCGUGAGCUUAGGCUGCGAAAUUGUUCGAAGUUGAUUAUUGAAAAGUGGGCCAUUCAACUUCCUGCUCUUGUAAAGCUUACAAUUGAAAGCUGUCCCCUGCUGGAGACUCCCAUCGCUACCAUCAGUCUGCCAUCUCUGAAAAAUGGUGACUUAAGAAAUUGUGAUGGAAAAGUGUUGAGCGGUGUGGUCAGCAUAAGCUCAUUGACACAUCUCACCAUGGUUAAUAUCGCGAGGAUUUCCGAGCUUACAUUCUUGCAAGGAGGUUCCCUAAGUUCCUUGACUUCACUUGAAGAGUUGCAUAUAGAGACUUGCGAUGAAUUGAUAUUCUUAUGGGAGGACAAAGACAGAAGUGCCGGCAUCAAUCACUAUCAUGCUCUGAAGCAUCUGACAAUAGAAGGUUGUCACCGCCUCGUGAAGAUUGGGACGUUUCCGCCUAAUCUUGAAUACUUGUCUCUGGAAGAUUGUGAGAAUCUAGAAGAGCUACCAGACGACAGGCAAAACUAUGGGACUUCUCUCAAAGUGUUAAGGAUUCAGAACUGCCCGAAGGUCAUGUCCUUGCCGGAGGGGAUGAUGCAAUGCAAUCUCGUGGAGCUGAAGAUCAGGAAUUGUUCGUCUCUCGCAUCAUUUUCAGGGGUCAAGCCACCACGCAAUUUGAUAAACUUAGAGGUGGUGCGUUGUGAGAAACUGCAGCGCUUGCCGGAGGAAAUCUUAACUGCCCCCAAGUCCAACCGUGAUGAUGAUUAUGCAAGGAGUAGCAACGGAGGAAAGAGUAGUGCAAUCUGGUGUGAUCAGCAUCCUCAGCUUCAAGUAUUGACAAUCUACAAUUGUCCUUCUCUCGGGUCCGUCCUUAAUGGCGAUUUGAAGCUGGUCCCUAGUCUGAAGAAACUUACUUUAUAUGAAGCUGAGUUUUUGGGGUCGUCUCUGGAAGGGAUAACAGUAGGCCUUGAGCAGGAGGACAACUCGUCACUCGAGGAAAUUGGGAUCUACUACUGUAAGAUGAUCAAGAGAUUAACCCCACACCUCCACAGGUUUACCGGUCUCACCAAAUUGCAACUAGACCACUGUCCCUCUCUAGAGUUGGAGCGCUUCCCGCUGCUUCCAGACAGCCUGUGUCGUUUUUCUCUUGAAGCAUGCCAUGGGAUCAAGUCUCUCCCUUCGCAGAUGCACGCUCUCCGGUCUCUGCGAGAACUAGAGGUGAGACGUUGUUCAGGUAUCACGUCCUUCCCAGAGGAGGGUCUGCCACCAAACCUGGAUGUACUCGAGGUCGCACACUGCGAGAAUCUGAACCAGCCCAUGUCCAAGUGGGGCUUGCAGCAAAUCACCACCUUACGGAGGUUGAAGAUUGGUGGGAAGAUAGGAUGCCUCAUAGGGACAAGCUUGUUUCCUCCACCAGAUGAAGAUGAGGGACAAGGACUGGGAGGCUGGCACAUGCUCCCUCGGAGUAUCGCUCGACUUGAAGUUUGGAAUCAAGAGAAUAUGGUAACUCUAUCCAGUGGGCUGCAAAGCCAUCUCACUUCUCUUCGAGCAUUGGAGAUUAAAAGGUGCCGGAAGCUCAAGUUCCUGCCGCGCGAAGGAUUCCCUCCCUCCCUCGGUUCGCUUGAAAUAUCAUAUUGCAAUGAAGAUAUCGUAAAGAGAUGCUCAAAGGAAGGUGGCGGUGGUGAUGGAGGAGGUGGAGAUUAUUUCCCCCUCAUUGAACGCAUCCCCUGUGUCACCCUAGCCUUAUAUUCCGACUAA
Punica granatum (pomegranate) is the source of this 4377-nucleotide messenger RNA. NCBI's taxonomy places the organism in Eukaryota, Viridiplantae, Streptophyta, Magnoliopsida, Myrtales, Lythraceae. The record is from RefSeq and is a predicted model, not a curated record.